Molecule: messenger RNA, 1350 nt
Organism: Suhomyces tanzawaensis NRRL Y-17324
Lineage: Eukaryota; Fungi; Ascomycota; Pichiomycetes; Serinales; Debaryomycetaceae
Product: mitochondrial 54S ribosomal protein uL1m
Exons: 1
Coding region: 149-1009 (286 amino acids)
Biological process (GO): translation
Cellular component (GO): large ribosomal subunit
Molecular function (GO): structural constituent of ribosome; RNA binding
Source: RefSeq, a predicted model, not a curated record
UUCUGCGAUAAUCAGACCAUUCCCGGAAAUUGUUCUUGGCCGGCAUGACUGGCACGCACCCGAUCUGACACGUGAACGCACGUGUAACGUCAUGUGUCAAGUGCGUGACCGCGAGUCACGCGCCUACUGAAAAACUUUCCAAAAAUUCAUGGCCACACCAAAACCAUCACCAAGCAUGUUGAGACCCAUGUUCAAGUUGGUCAGGCCGGCCACCCCUCAGGCGUUCCUCACGCCCAGCCGUCUCUUCUCCCAAUCCCACAUUGCUCUCAAACCAAAUACCAAAGACACCCAGAAAGACAGCAAAAGAAAGCUCAGAAAGCAACAGGCGAUCAAGGCCAAGAACAAGCAAGCCCCAGAGUUGCAUCCCCUCUACAUGGACGUCCCAGGUGCCAUGAGAUACUUGAGGGCUGCUGAAGUCGGACAGCCCGCAAAGAAGACCACCGUGUCCAUCCUUAUGACCGUGUUACCUGAGAAGGGUUCCAAGCCCUUACAAGGCUCGGUAUACUUACCAAAGCCAAUCAAAGAUAACCACGUGAUGAUUUUCAGUUUACAACCAGAGGUCGUCGAGCAGGCCAAGGCCCUCGGUGCCACCUACGCCGGAGGAUUGGAAUUAAUCGAGGAAAUCAAGGAAGGAAAGGCCAAGUUGGACAACCUUACUCAUGCAUUUGCAACCCCUGAUAUUGUCAAGGACUUGAAGGUGAUUGCCAGACAGAUCGGUCCCAAGGGUUUGAUGCCCAGUGCCAAGAAGGGUACUGUGUCGGAGGAUAUCCCCACCUUGAUGAAGCAGUCUGUGGGUGCGUUACCAUUCAAGCAAAAGGAUCAGCACUUAUCGAUCCCAAUAGGAAGAUGCGACUUCAGCGAUGUGGAAAUCAUCGAGAACUUGAGAGUAGCAUCUAAAGCCAUUUACGAUUCACAGCCACCAGGCACCAGAAAGCCCAACAUUAUCGGACAAACUUGUUUGAGUUCCACCAUGGGUCCUUCCCUCGUGAUUAAUUUCAGAAACUUUUGACUUGUACAUAGAUAACGUCAUCAUAGAACAAAUAAAAAUGAGCUAGCAAUGCUAGCCGAAGUACAGGCCGUAGAACAAGUGGAACGGUGUAUUGCAAGUAAUUUUGGGGGACAAGUAUCCCUUCCAGCCGCAUUUCAUACCAGGCCUAUUGCCAUGGUUAAUUUAACAGCACUUUCUGUGGUGGGCCUCCAGUGGAAAGGAGCCGUUUACUUAUCAAUUAAGACAGAUUCGGUUACUCUUAUGUCAUCUUUGUAAAAAUGACUUCGUGUUUUCCAAUUUCAAUUGAAAGGGAAUAUUAUCGUAGUUUUGAUUUGAAGUAGCAGACUAAUGAUUUUACAAUA